Molecule: messenger RNA, 816 nt
Organism: Spirometra erinaceieuropaei
Lineage: Eukaryota; Metazoa; Platyhelminthes; Cestoda; Diphyllobothriidea; Diphyllobothriidae
Source: the annotation of a GenBank genome assembly
AUGGGCUCACCCCUUGGACCUCUCCUAGCCGAUGUCUUCAUGGGAAAAUUGGAGAGAUUCCAUCUAAGCGAACAGAUCGAUAAGCUUAAACAUUGCGGUCGCUAUGUUGACGAUAUCUUUGCCAUUGCCACUGCAGAAACCGAUGUGGCAACCCUCUUAGAUGCGGCAAAUCAGGUACAUCCGUCGAUCAAAUUCACGCUGGAGAUGGAAACGGCCGGUUCGCGCCCUUUCUUAGAUGUUCUUCUCAGCAGGAGACCUGACGGGAGUGUCCGAAGAAGCGUCUAUCGGAAGAAAACCUGGUCUGAACAAUACACGAACUUCGCCAGUUUCGUAUCCCUCCAACAAAAACGAAAUCUAGUCCGAUGUUUGGCACAAAGGGCUAGAAAAAUUUGCUCAACAGAUAGCAUCGAGGAGGAGCUCAGAAAAAUCCAGGACUUCCUUCGCGAAAACGGAUAUCCUGAAAGGUUUAUUGAAAAGAAUAUUGCUGAACGACCGAUCAAACCCGCCACACCGACCGCCGAAAAGAAGACUUUAUUCCUCAAGGUCCCUUUCCAAGGGGACGCUGAGAGUGAACUCCUAAGGAGACGCCUUGAUCAAGCUGUCUCGCGAACCUUCCCAGCAGCAAGGGUUCAAAUAGCAUUCUCCACUAACCCGAUUUUACGUGGAGAAGGGAAGGAUAAGUUGCCACCGCAGACCACCUCAAUGUGCAUAUAUUCCUUCACUUGCUCCUGUGGAGCAGGUUAUAUUGGUCGCACGAGUAGGCGCUUAUCCAAGAGAAUACGCGAACACCUUCCCGCAUGGCUGGCAAAAAGGUGA